Messenger RNA from Manihot esculenta (cassava), 2085 nucleotides. RefSeq names its product low affinity inorganic phosphate transporter 8. Lineage: Eukaryota; Viridiplantae; Streptophyta; Magnoliopsida; Malpighiales; Euphorbiaceae. Gene Ontology annotation, molecular function: phosphate transmembrane transporter activity. Gene Ontology annotation, cellular component: membrane. Gene Ontology annotation, biological process: phosphate ion transport; transmembrane transport. The transcript has a single exon. The record is from RefSeq and is a predicted model, not a curated record. Bases 73 to 1704 code for a protein of 543 amino acids.
CGCCUUCCUUUCCAUCACCAACACAAUCAUCAUUUUCUCAAAUCAUCUGCUGAGGGAAAUUGCUUCAGAGCUAUGGCGGAUGGGACUAAGGCCGUCUUUUCAGCUCUUGAUGGUGCUAAGACCCAACUCUACCAUUUCAAGGCAAUAGUUAUUGCAGGUAUGGGAUUCUUCACUGAUGCUUAUGAUCUCUUCUGCAUCACUGCUGUUACCAAGCUCCUAGGUCGCCUAUACUACUAUGAUCCUGUCAAAGGAAAGCCUGGUAAGCUGCCAGACGACAUCAACAAUGCUAUUACUGGAGUUGCUUUAUGUGGAACUUUAGUUGGGCAGCUCUUCUUUGGGUGGCUGGGAGAUAAGCUCGGUAGGAAGAAAGUUUAUGGGAUAACUCUAGUUACUAUGGUGGGUUGUGCCUUGGCCUCUGGCCUUUCCUUCGGCGCCACAGCCCACAGUGUGGUUGCUACUCUUUGCUUCUUCCGCUUUUGGCUUGGUUUUGGUAUUGGAGGGGAUUAUCCACUUUCUGCUGUGAUUAUGUCAGAAUAUGCCAACCAAAAAACUCGAGGAGCUUUUAUUGCUGCUGUGUUCGCAAUGCAAGGAAUGGGAAUAUUGUUUGCUGGAGCUAUAUCCACAGUGGUGUCGAAAAUAUUCAUGCAUUAUUUCGACGCUCCUGCAUUUAGUAAAAAUCCGAUCCUAUCGACUCAGCCUCAAGCAGAUCUUGCAUGGCGGAUUGUGCUCAUGCUUGGUGCAAUUCCUGCAGCUUUGACCUUUUACUGGAGGAUGAAAAUGCCUGAAACUGCUAGAUAUACUGCCUUGGUUCAGGGUAACCACAAGAAGGCUGCUGCAGAUAUGGCAAGAGUGCUUGAAAAAGACAUUUACAUCGAAGAAGGAAGUUCCAAGCCUUCCGCUGCAGCUGAUCCCUCCACUUCUUAUGGGUUAUUCUCUUCUGAGUUCUUUAAUAGGCAUGGUGUUCAUCUUCUAGGUACAACUACUACCUGGUUCUUAUUAGAUAUCGCCUUCUACAGUCUCCAGUUGACCCAGAAAGAUAUCUACCCAGCAAGUGGAUUGAUAAAUAAGGCCUCGUCAAUGAAUGCAUUAGAAGAAAUGUACCAUCUCUCUAAAGCAAUGUCCAUAAUUGCACUCGUUGCAACUGUUCCUGGAUACUGGUUCACUGUCUUCUUAAUCGACAAGAUUGGAAGGUACAUAAUCCAACUUGGGGGCUUCCUCCUCAUGUCCAUUUGCAUGGCGAUUCUAGGAAUCCAAUAUGGAAAUCUUAGAGGAGAGAAAAACAAGUGCGGGCCAAAUUCCCAAAAGGAUUUCUGUGAUGGCAAUCCCAUAUUAUUUGUGGUUCUCUAUGGGCUUACCCUUUUCUUUGCCAACUUUGGACCCAACAGCACAACAUUCAUAGUUCCAGCAGAGUUGUUCCCUGCAAGAUUUCGCUCAACCUGUCAUGGUCUCUCAGCAGCGGCAGGAAAAGGUGGUGCUAUAAUAGGUGCAUUUGUUGUACAGACCUACACACUGGAUGGAGAUUCAAAACAAAUCAAGAAGGCAAUCAUUGGACUCGCUGUGGUAAACUUGAUUGGGUUUUUCUUCUCUUUCUUGGUGCCUGAAACGAAAGGUAGGUCCCUUGAGGAAAUCUCUGGAGAAGACAAGGAACUGGAUCGUGCAAAUGAGAAUGAUAGAAACUAUAAUGGUGGUACUGAGAUGAUUUAAUUCUGAUGAGUUCUCAUUCCCUGUUCAACAGAAUCAUAAACUAUUUAGCAGGUAUGUAUCAAUAACAAAUAAAGAAUAAAGCCCUUCUUUUUUCUAGAUCUUCUCUCUUCACAAAUAUAUAGAUUGAGGAUGGGAAAAGAGGCUAUUUUGCAUAGUCGUCGGCGGCAUUGUUGAAAUCCUCUCUAAAAUUGUGAAGUAGAAAGUUGUGAGUCUAAACCAAACCAGAAAAAGAAAAUAACCAAAAAAAAAAAAAAAAAAAGAAAAAAAAAAGUUCUACAUUUAUGGGCUUGCUCUUUAUUUCUUCUUGCACUUGUAGUUGGUGCUUGCAGUUUGUAAUAAACUUUGUUAAUGAAUAUUAUUAUUAUUAUUAUUUUAUUUUAA